Phascolarctos cinereus (koala) is the source of this 2265-nucleotide messenger RNA. RefSeq names its product heat shock 70 kDa protein 1. Lineage: Eukaryota; Metazoa; Chordata; Mammalia; Diprotodontia; Phascolarctidae. The record is from RefSeq and is a predicted model, not a curated record. Gene Ontology annotation, molecular function: ATP binding; ATP-dependent protein folding chaperone.
UCUCGAGAAAUUCUCCAGGAUGUCAUCUGCCAAAGGUACCGCCAUUGGCAUCGACCUGGGCACCACCUACUCCUGUGUGGGGGUGUUCCAGCAUGGCAAGGUAGAGAUCAUUGCUAAUGACCAGGGCAACCGCACCACUCCCAGCUAUGUGGCCUUCACAGACACAGAGAGACUCAUUGGGGAUGCAGCCAAAAACCAGGUGGCUUUGAAUCCCCAGAACACAGUCUUUGAUGCCAAACGUCUGAUUGGCCGCAAAUUUGGAGAUUCAGUGGUGCAAUCCGACAUGAAGCACUGGCCCUUCCAGGUGAUAAAUGAUGGGGGCAAACCUAAAGUUCAGGUGUCCUACAAAGGUGAGAACAAGGCCUUCUACCCUGAAGAGAUCUCCUCCAUGGUGCUGACCAAGAUGAAGGAGACUGCUGAGGCUUAUUUGGGCUACUCAGUCACCAAUGCUGUCAUCACUGUCCCAGCCUAUUUUAAUGACUCUCAACGCCAGGCCACCAAGGAUGCUGGGGUGAUUGCUGGCCUCAAUGUGCUGAGAAUCAUCAAUGAGCCUACAGCAGCUGCCAUUGCUUAUGGCCUGGACCGGUCUGGUAAAGGUGAGAGACAUGUCCUGAUCUUUGACUUGGGUGGGGGCACUUUUGAUGUCUCCAUUCUCACCAUUGAUGAUGGGAUUUUUGAGGUGAAAGCCACUGCUGGAGACACCCACCUGGGUGGGGAGGACUUUGACAACCGAAUGGUGAACCAUUUUGUUGAGGAAUUCAAGCGAAAACAUAAGAAAGAUAUCAGCCAGAACAAGCGUGCUGUGAGAAGACUUCGAACAGCCUGUGAGAGAGCUAAGAGAACCCUGUCUUCCAGCACCCAAGCCAGCCUGGAAAUUGAUUCCUUGUUUGAGGGUAUUGACUUCUAUACCUCCAUUACCCGAGCCAGGUUUGAAGAGCUGUGCUCAGAUCUGUUCCGGGGCACCCUGGAGCCUGUAGAGAAAGCCCUGCGAGAUGCCAAGAUGGACAAGGCUCAGAUCCAUGACAUUGUCCUUGUGGGUGGCUCUACUCGAAUCCCCAAGGUGCAGAAACUGCUGCAAGAUUUCUUCAAUGGCAGAGACCUGAACAAGAGUAUCAACCCUGAUGAGGCUGUGGCCUAUGGAGCAGCAGUGCAGGCAGCCAUUCUGAUGGGUGACAAAUCAGAGAAAGUGCAGGACCUGUUGCUGCUGGAUGUGGCACCACUUUCCUUGGGGCUGGAGACAGCAGGAGGUGUGAUGACAGCACUGAUCAAACGCAACUCCACCAUCCCCACCAAGCAGACCCAGAUCUUCACCACCUAUUCUGACAACCAGCCAGGUGUCCUGAUCCAGGUAUAUGAGGGAGAACGGGCCAUGACCAAGGACAACAACCUCCUGGGUCGUUUUGACCUGAGUGGCAUCCCUCCUGCUCCCCGUGGUGUCCCCCAGAUUGAGGUGACCUUUGACAUUGAUGCUAAUGGAAUUCUGAAUGUCACAGCUGUGGAUAAGAGCACAGGCAAAGCCAACAAGAUCACCAUCACUAAUGAUAAAGGGCGCCUGAGCAAGGAAGAAGUGGAAAGAAUGGUACAAGAGGCAGAGAAGUAUAAAGCUGAAGAUGAGGCCCAAAGGGAGAAAGUUUCUGCCAAGAAUGCUCUGGAAUCUUAUGCUUUCAACAUGAAAAGUGCAGUGGAGGAUGAAGGCCUGAAGGGCAAGAUUAGUGAGGAAGACAAGAGAAAGGUGCUGGAGAAAUGCCAGGAGGCUAUUUCUUGGCUUGAUGCCAACCAGCUGGCUGAGAAAGAAGAGUUUGAGCAUAAGAGGAAGGAGUUGGAGCAGGUGUGUAACCCUAUCAUUACAGGUCUUUACCAGGGUGCUGGGGGUCCCCCUGGGGGAAGUUCUGGGGCUCAUUCCCAGCAUUCAAGCUCUGGAACAGGCCCCACUAUUGAAGAAGUGGAUUAACUGUACUGUCUUACACCAUUGGACUAUGUUACACUUCUGAGAUUCUGGGAAUUUGGGGAAUCUUUGCUUCCAUUAUGAUUUUCCUCCUUUAAACAUAUAUAAUAUAUGAUCAUUAUGCAAUAUAAUUAUAGACCUCUGUCCUUUUAAUAAGUGUUUCUUUUUUUCUUAUCCUUUCCCAAAGUAGGGGGUGAGUCAGCACUGCUUCCCCUACUUGUGUCGCUGUGUAGUGCACUUGGUCAUAACUCGAAUAUUUUCUAUUUUUAUUUUCAGUAGCUAAUGCUUAGAAUAUAGGAAAAAUAAACUAUCCAAAUGAA